CCUCCUCACCUCUCUUCUCUCUACACUCUCGAGCGCUUCUUCUCUUCUUCUUUCUCUUUUUUACAUUUACAAAUCGUCAAAGCUGGUCUUUGUCCUUUUGUCUUCGAUUCUCUACAACCACUUUUUUUUAUACUAUCGAUUUCUUCGUUCAGGCUGGUCCUAUUCGAGCAAAUCACUUUGAAAGAAAACCGUUUCCCUAAAUUUACAAAAAAAAAACGGAAAGAUGAGUUUCAGCACUCCUGUCAAGACCCGUCGGUCAGCACACUGCACUCCCCGCCAAUCUCGAUUGGAUUCCUCGCCUCUUACUCCCCGGAACUAUGCAGCUCUAUCGUCAUCCUACUUUGGUGGAUCUCGUCGCAAUUCCCCAAAGACUAGCAUCCACAAGCAGAUUCCCUCGCCUCUCAAGCUUGACAACUAUCUGCCGGAUACAACAUUGGUCGGAACUGGUCCUUCGUCUUGCGCAAACACACCUAAGCGUAUUGCCAAGAAGCAGAUCUUCCGGGCGUCUGUUCAGGGCGACAGAUUUAUUCCUAGCCGGAGCAGCUCGUCUACCACCAUGACCAAGCUAGAGGAUGACAAUAGCAGCAGCAGCAGCAAUGGCUCUACCAGAUCGUCCGUUUCUUCGUCGGCAACAAACAGUUACGAGUAUCAGUCGUCUGUUGCCGAGGCUUGUGGAUUUGCGCUUAACCAGCGUAUUCUCACUUUCAAGCCUGAGGCCCCUCAGUCGAAGAAGCCUAUCGAUCUUCGCAGCCAAUACAACCGCCCUCUUAAGCCGGCCGUCAACGCGCAGCUGCGUCGUCGUCUUCCCACGAAUGCUGAGCGUAUUCUCGAUGCUCCAGGAAUUCGGGAUGACUACUACCUCAACCUGCUUGACUGGUCGUGCAAUAACCAGGUUGCUAUUGGAUUGGACAGAGACCUUUACGUGUGGAAUGCCGAGUCUGGAAGCGUGUCAAGUCUCUUGCGCACAACGCCGGAUACCUACAUUUCGGGACUCAAGUGGUCGGGAGAUGGUGCUUAUGUUGCCGUCGGUCUGUCGGAUGGUGAUGUGCAAAUUUGGGAUGUGGAAGAAGGAGAAAAGGUGCGCUCGAUGACAGGUCAUGCUGCACGAGUGGGUGUUAUGUCGUGGGAUAGACAUGUUCUUUCAUCUGGUUGCCGCGAUGGUUCUAUCUGGAACCAUGAUGUUCGCAUUGCGCAGCACAAGGUGUCGGAGUUUGUCAACCACGAGGCGGAGGUUUGCGGUCUGCAGUGGCGGUCGGAUGGUAGCCAGCUUGCGAGUGGAGGCAACGACAAUCUUGUUAACAUUUGGGACGCGCGCUCGAGCACUCCCAAGUUUACCAAGACCAACCACAAGGCAGCCGUCAAGGCAUUGGCGUGGUGUCCGUGGCAGCUCAACUUGCUCGCGACUGGUGGUGGUACUUUUGAUAAGCAGAUCCAUUUCUGGAACGGCACUACCGGCGCCCGAGUGAACUCCAUCGAUGCGGGUUCACAAGUGACGUCUCUGCAGUGGAGCACAACGUACAAGGAGAUCGUCUCGAGCCAUGGCUACCCAGACAACAACUUGUCUAUCUGGAGUUAUCCCACGCUUGUGAAGAACGGCGAGAUCCAGGGCCAUGACACGCGUAUCCUCGGAAGCGCGUUGUCGCCUGAUGGCUCUACGCUUGCGACAGUUGCCAGUGACGAGAACUUGAAGUUCUGGAAGGUCUUUGAGCAGAUUGGCAAGAAAGUUUCGAGCGCGGUGAUGGGUGGAUCGCUGGCGUCAGGAGGAAAAGACAUUGCCAAAGUGAUGAUGAUCCGCUGAGUCUCCUUUUACUCGGCUGAUUGUUGUCUGCUUUCCGGUAUUCGUUCUUGUCUUUUUCUCUUUUCCUUGGAGUUGGCGUUGGUGAAAUGCUCUGGUGAUACCGUUGCCGUUGGCAAAGUGGUCAGUAAAGUAAUGUAUAGGUGCGCUCACCGUCGAGUGUGGCACUUGUUAGUUGUCAGCUGUAGCUAUAUAUAUACUUAUUGUACUCACUAAUAAACCGAUUUGGUAUGCAAUAUUUUAACAUU
This is a messenger RNA of Myxozyma melibiosi, 2043 nucleotides long. RefSeq names its product WD40-repeat-containing domain protein. The transcript has a single exon. Gene Ontology annotation, biological process: anaphase-promoting complex-dependent catabolic process; positive regulation of anaphase-promoting complex-dependent catabolic process; positive regulation of ubiquitin protein ligase activity. NCBI's taxonomy places the organism in Eukaryota, Fungi, Ascomycota, Lipomycetes, Lipomycetales, Lipomycetaceae. Gene Ontology annotation, molecular function: anaphase-promoting complex binding; protein binding; ubiquitin ligase activator activity. Gene Ontology annotation, cellular component: anaphase-promoting complex. Bases 224 to 1798 code for a protein of 524 amino acids. The record is from RefSeq and is a predicted model, not a curated record.